Molecule: messenger RNA, 1047 nt
Organism: Trichoplusia ni (cabbage looper)
Lineage: Eukaryota; Metazoa; Arthropoda; Insecta; Lepidoptera; Noctuidae
Product: epidermal retinol dehydrogenase 2-like
Exons: 7
Coding region: 77-1003 (308 amino acids)
Cellular component (GO): lipid droplet
Molecular function (GO): oxidoreductase activity, acting on the CH-OH group of donors, NAD or NADP as acceptor
Source: RefSeq, a predicted model, not a curated record
AAUACUUUAUCAGGACAUAUCACACACGGUUAUAAUCACUUUUUUUUAGUAGCUAAGGGGAACAUACACUGAUAACAUGGCUGAGGAACCGCAGAUCAUUUCGGCGAUCCGUAUUCUCUUCGAAGUAAUAUGGACGCAUCUUCGUCUAAUCUUCGAGAUUCUGAAGGCGCUGUUCAGAUUUGUGGUGCCUCCAACCCCUAAGGAAGUUAAUGAAGACAUCAUUUUGAUCACCGGCGCCGGUCAUGGAAUGGGUCGCGAGGUGGCGCUACGAUUCGCCAAGUUGGGAGCAACUGUGGUGUGCAUCGAUAUCAACGCCAAGGGUAACGAGGAUACCCUGAAGAUGAUCAAACAGGCUAAGGGCAAGGGCUUCACCUACGAAUGUGACGUCACAGACCGAGAGGCCGUCAUGCAGCUGGCCCAGAAGGUGGAGAGAGAGGUAGGAGAGGUGACCAUCCUGAUCAACAACGCCGGCAUCAUGCCCUGCAAGCCAGUACUCAGGCACUCCGAGAAGGAGAUCCGCACUCUCAUGGACAUCAAUGUUAACGGAAACCUUUGGAUGAUCCAAGCCUUCUUACCAGCCAUGUUGGAACGCAACUCAGGCCACAUCGUCGCCAUGUCCUCCAUGGCCGGCAAGAUGGGGCUCCGUAACCUGGUGCCCUACUGUGGAAGCAAGUACGCCGUCAGAGGCAUCAUGGAAGCCCUGGCUCUUGAACUGCACGAGGACCCCAGAGAUACUAAUGGCAUUAAGUUCACAACCGUGUGCCCGUACAUCGUGAACACGGGUCUGUGCCACAACCCCCGCAUCCGCUUCGCCGGCCUCAUGAAGACAGUAGAGCCGGGCGAGGCCGCCGACCAGAUCGUGGACGCCGUCCGCAGGGAGUACCACGAGAUCACCAUCCCAAGCGACUUGUAUUAUACUAAUAAGAUCUUCAACCUGUUCCCGCCAGCAGGUGGUAGGAUAUUGACUGACUUCAUCGGCACCGGGCUGGACCCCCACGAUUAAAUUAAUUGUGAACAAAUAUUUUGUAAAUAAAUAAAAACUUGAUA